Messenger RNA from Diaporthe batatas, 891 nucleotides. RefSeq lists its product as uncharacterized. NCBI's taxonomy places the organism in Eukaryota, Fungi, Ascomycota, Sordariomycetes, Diaporthales, Diaporthaceae. The coding region runs from base 1 to 891 and encodes 296 amino acids. The transcript is spliced from 3 exons. The record is from RefSeq and is a predicted model, not a curated record.
AUGAAUCCCGUCAACACCAAGCCUUAUCACCUCCCAGGUGACGCGGUCUGGUUGAUCACAGGCUGCUCAAGCGGCAUAGGCCGUGAGAUAGCCACCCUUGUCUCCAAGCAGCCAGGCCAGCGCCUCAUCGCCACGGCUCGGGACCCAUCUGCCCUCUCCUACCUGCCCGACGGCCAGGAUGGCAUCCUCAAGCUUGCCCUGGACGUAACAUCGCCCGCAUCCAUCGAGCAAGCCCUCAGCGACGCGGCAGCCCACUUCGGCGACGAGUUCCACCUCGACGUCGUCGUCAACAACGCCGGCUACUCCCUCUCUGGCGACACCGAGGCUGCGAUGGAGGAGCAGACGCACCAGGAAAUCGAGACUCUCUUCUUCGGCACGGCUCGCGUCACGAUGCAGGCUGUGAAAGUCAUGCGCCAGGAGAAGAACCACCGUGGUGGGCUCAUCAUCCAGAUCUCCUCCCUGGCUGGUGUGUGUGCCUUCCCAGGUCACGCGUACUACCAUGCAGGCAAGUUCGCCGUCGAGGGUUGGACAGAGUCUGUUGCGCGCGAGAUGCACCCCGACUGGAACAUACAUUUCUGCAUCGCCGAACCCAGCGGCGUCAAGACCAACUUUGAGAGAGGCAGCAAGAAGUGGACGGAACCCCAUGAGGCCUAUGCGGCCGAGGACAUGCCCGCCCGGAGGCUCGAGGGUUUUGUGAAGAAGGGGCUCAAGUCCGGCGCCGGCAUGGAGCCGGUUGCCCUCGCCAAGGCCCUGUUCGACAUUGCCAGCUGCGGGCAGAACGUUCCUCUUCACUUGCCGCUCGGCGCGACUUCCCUCGUGCUUAUCAAGCAGAAGCUGGAGAAGCGGCUGCAAGAUUUGGAAGAGAUUAAGGAGCUCGGUGCCAUUAAUUAA